UCCGCGGCCACGGCGCUGCGCGGCCCGCGCGGCGACACCUGUUCGCGGCAGCCCGGGCAGCACGCGAGCUCCGGGACGCGGUCCUCGCCCGCCGCUCGCCGCUCGCCUCUCUGCAAGCCGCUGGACCUCCGCAGAGCCUCUGCAGCAUUCUGGAUACUAGCUUUGGACGCCGAAAGUUUUUUUUCCCCCUUCUUUUUGUUAUAUUAUCCUUAUUUUUUGGAGGAGGGACUGGGAGGAGAGAUUUGUCGCCGCCGCCAACGUGAGAUUUUUUUUUUCCCCUUGAAGGAUUCAUGCUGAUGUCUGCAGAGUCGGUUAGAGAGUAAAAACAGCGCAUGCCUUUCUGGAGUCAGGAUCCGUAAAUUCUGACGUAGCCCGAGCAUCUUAAAAAUCCCUGUAAUAUCGCCCAGGCACUUACGUUGCUAUGGUCAUUCUGAUCUCUAAGCAAAUGGAGAAACUACGGAUUUUUUUCCCUUAUUACGGUCGGAUGGGAUGAAGACCUUUCUGCCUGCUGAGAGUCGAGGCUCCAUAUGUAGCGAUGCAUAGCUGUGUUGAUCAGUGUCAGUGUGUGAGUAUAAAGUGGUGGCUUCUUAGACUAUCAGUGGUUUGACCUUGAACCUGUGCCAGAGAAACAGCCGAUUACUUUUAUUUAUGCAUUGGAUGGAUUGAAGAAAAGAACCCCUUUUCCCUCUCUGUCUGCAACUGCAGCAAGGGAGGGGAGUUGGAUAUACCUCGCCUAGUGUCUCCUGGUUGAUCAUCAUUAUUGUUUAUUCUUGUGCUUAAAAGCCGAGUCCUCUGAUGGCUCCCUUAGGUGAAGUUGGGAGCUAUUUCGGUGUGCAGGACGCGGUACCGUUCGGGAACGUACCGGUGUUGCCGGUGGACAGUCCGGUGUUGCUAAGUGACCACCUGGGUCAGUCCGAAGCAGGGGGGCUGCCCCGGGGACCCGCAGUCACGGACUUGGAUCAUUUAAAGGGGAUUCUCAGGCGGAGGCAGCUGUACUGCAGGACUGGAUUUCACUUAGAAAUCUUCCCCAACGGUACUAUCCAGGGAACCAGGAAAGACCACAGCCGAUUCGGCAUUCUGGAAUUUAUCAGUAUAGCAGUGGGCCUGGUCAGCAUCCGUGGUGUGGACAGUGGACUCUACCUCGGCAUGAACGAGAAGGGGGAGCUGUAUGGAUCAGAAAAACUAACACAGGAGUGUGUAUUCAGAGAACAGUUUGAAGAGAACUGGUACAACACCUACUCUUCCAACCUGUAUAAACAUGUGGACACCGGAAGGAGAUACUAUGUCGCUUUAAAUAAGGAUGGGACUCCAAGAGAAGGGACCAGGACUAAACGGCACCAGAAAUUUACACAUUUUUUACCUAGACCAGUGGACCCUGACAAAGUACCUGAACUAUAUAAGGAUAUUCUAAGCCAAAGUUGACAGAGACAGUGUCUUCACUUGAGCCCUUAAAACAUAACCACUAUAAAUGCUUUCAUGCGGUGGGUUCUUAUUGAUUAGCAGUGCCGUCACCUCAGCUCCACUGUUGCCAAACUUUGUCGCAUGCAUAUGUAUGAUGGAAGCUUGGAUGAGGACUUGCCAAUUUGCUCUGCACUUACUGGCUGGUCCUCCUGGAGGGCUGCCUAGGGCCACUUGCUUGAUUUAUUGCGAAAGCUGGGGAGAGAGGCUAUGGGAGAGGGUGAGUGCAUGAGUGAGUGGAGGGGGACUGCAGCGCACCACGAGGACAACGGCCUGAUGCAUGCUGGGAAAUAGACACGCUUUUACAUUUUUGAUCAGUUGAACUUCAUCCUUUAUCAGCACAGCUGCCAUACUUCAACUCAUCAGGAUUUUUGGCUGGUGGCCUGCUCAAGGGAACACUGCCUUUCCACAGGCGUGGAGAGAGCAGUCUCACUUAAAAAGACUAUCAGUUCAUUCUCACUGGUAUCACAGCCCAGUGAAUUUAAAGCAAAGACCUCUUAGUUUAAAAGAAAAAAAAAAAGAAAAAAAAAGAAAAGAAAAAGAAAAAAACAAGGAAAAAAAAGAAAAAAAGAAAAAAGGUUAAAUUUAUUUAUAGAAAUUCCAAAGGCAACAUUUUAUUUAUUUUAUAUAUUUAUUUAUUAUAUAGAGUUUAUUUUUAAUGAAAUAUGUACAGGCCAGAUAGGCAUUUUGGAAGCUUUAGGCUCUGUAGGCAUUAAAUGGCAAAGUCUGCUAUGAACCUGUGGUAACUUCAUGCAAGUAGGUAUACGAGAAAUUCUAAUGGCCCUAAUGUACUAAAGGCGACAAUCUAUUUUGUGCCCAUAUUAUUGUAAACUUCUGCACAUCGCUCAUGACACUGAGGAUUCACUCUUCAGGCUGCUUGUUUCAUAGCUUAUCCCAGAGGAUUAAAGAUAAACUGGGUUUCAACCCUUCAUUUCGUGUCUGUAAUUUUCCUCUCUCGUAACUCAGUCUCUCAGUGUAACUGGGUGGUUGGAACAUAUGAGGGUUGGUGUAUGUCUUAUGUGUUUGAAUCUAUUGCAGAGUGUACCAAAGCUAAGCAAUGACUAUACUUUUUAAAUUUCAGCCCACUUCCAUGACAACAGGGCUAACAUCAAACAUGGCACUGAUUAAAAUUUCCCAAGGGAGAGCAAAAGCUGUUUAUGUAGCUCCUCUUCCUCCUCCUGGUCCUCCUCCACCUCCUCCUUCUCUUCUUUCUUUUCUUCUCUUCAUUUUCUUUCCCUGAGGCAAAAAAAUCAGAUGAACGGGAUCAUUCUUGUAAAUGUUUUAUUUGUGUCUUGGCUAUCAAAUAUGGAAUUAUACAUGGACCCUAUGGCUCACUAUAACAUCUUUUAUGGGAAUUGCAUUUGGUGUGAACUGUCAUAAUUACAUGGGGCUAGUACCCUUCAAGUAAAACUGGCAACGUGAAACUAAUAAAUCUUUAUCAGUAAUGACAUUAGGGGGGUAUUGUACUCAUUGCCUGUGCUUUAUUUCCGAAUCGGUCUUCAGCAGUGCUCAGAGAAGUGGGUACUAAGUAGAACACUGUUUACAAAACCUUUUAUAACAUCAUAUGCUGAAAAGCUCAAGAAUACAUACUUAUUUGAUAGCCAAAAUUCUCCCAUUGGGUAAGGGAGACCAUUUCUCUCUCACUAUAUAUACUAAGGUGAAAAGAGCCAAAUUCUUGAGGCAAUAUUUGAGGAAAGAAAUCUAUAACACAUUCUCACUUUCUUAGCCAGUUAACAUGGGGAAAUUGAAAGUGACAGCUAAAAAAAAUAUGCUUGAGUUUGUGCAGCUAAUUUUAAGAUGCAAUAUUCUGGCUUUGUUUUGCUUGAAUGCACAUUCUCGAUGGGAAAAGAAAGCGUGUCACUGGCAAGUGAUAGCUGUUGUGGUCUAGAAAUGCCUGCCUUCCUGUCCUGAGCAAAUCCACAUAGCCUUCUUAUGGUCCAAGCUGGAGUGUGUGAUGAUGUUCCGUGCUGAUGAGCAUUAGGGAGGAGCUUGUAUUUGGAACUGAAAGAUGUCACAGAGAGAGGAGCCAGACGCUCUGUGAAACAGUCAAUAGGAGAAAGAUCAGAACGUACUCCUCAUGUGUGAUCCUUGGAGCCCCUUCCACUUCCUAAACAGGAGCUCUGGUGAGUUUUGAGCAGUGUCUUUAUUUGUUAUUUAACACUUUGCUGCUAAAGUGUACACAUACUCAGAUUUCCAUUUAUCCAACAGCAUUUAUUUUAUAUUUUAUUUUAUUUUUUGCUGAAAAAGAUUCAACAUUUGGCCACAGGAAAGAAUUAGGUUGGUAGGACAUCAUAGCUGUGAUAUCUAUCUGAAGAAAUUGAUUUUAAGAGACAGACAGUAAUAAUCAUAAAGUAGCAGGGGUUCCAGAAAAUCAGCCCAGAAGAAUAAAAAAGAAUUGUGCAAAAACUAAAAAUUUCAUAUAUUCCCAAUAUAUGAAAAUGCUACUUUAAUGUCUAUUUUUGGACUUUGUUUUGGUACUUUUUUUUUUUUUCUUUUCUGAAAAGCAAAUGUUGUCUGCUUUUGGUAACCAGUACAAUAAACUGUAAAAAUGGUCUGUAAAUAAAUAAAUAAAUAUUGAUGUAUGCUAUUUAUGUAAAUAGGCAUUCUGGGUGAGAAGAUGGCUCAGGGUUUCUGUGUCACCCUGGGAAGUAGAUGGAUUACUCCCAGCUCUUGGGUUUGCAUCGCGUUCAGUUCCUGCUAUAAGAGGUGCAAAGCCUGUUGGAUGGCAGCCCCACUCCACUGUGGGCUGGGUGAUUCCAGCUCAGAAGCAGAUGCUCAGAUAGCCAAACCGCUCUCUUGUUAGUGCCAACACUGACAUCCUGGUCAAAGACUUAGCCAGGGUGGACUGAACCACCUUCCCAUCUGUCAUGCAAAUGCCCCCAAGCAGUGUUGAAGGACUUGCCAGGUCAGUGUUGGAACCUGCCCUGCCAGGUCCUGUCUUGUAGAUAAAAAAAUGGCUUCAGUUGGUGGUAUUUUCCCUAUUUCAUCUCAUUAACAUCACAAUAUUGUGUCACUUACUCAAUAAUCUGUAAUCGAAUGUAAAUACAUACAGGAUUAUGUACGUUGUGUAAAUACAUAAUUACAGACUUUG
Messenger RNA from Mastomys coucha (southern multimammate mouse), 4549 nucleotides. It is a transcript of the gene Fgf9, whose product is annotated as fibroblast growth factor 9. Gene Ontology annotation, molecular function: growth factor activity; fibroblast growth factor receptor binding. The record is from RefSeq and is a predicted model, not a curated record. The transcript is spliced from 3 exons. NCBI's taxonomy places the organism in Eukaryota, Metazoa, Chordata, Mammalia, Rodentia, Muridae. Gene Ontology annotation, biological process: fibroblast growth factor receptor signaling pathway; lung development; positive regulation of protein phosphorylation. Bases 796 to 1422 code for a protein of 208 amino acids. Gene Ontology annotation, cellular component: cytoplasm.